AUGCGGUCCGCGGACAUUUUGGGAGGUGUGCCAUUUAGCGUUGGAACGGCGCCUCCCCUUGUCAAUGCGUGGCACCUUGCCGGUUGGUAUGACCCAAGAUUUCCGAGAUUAGUUUCUCCAUCAUGUCAAAAAGUAGCUCGUUCCUGGCAAUGUAACGGGUACUUGGCAGAUGCCGAAUCAGGUCAACCCAUUCUUGUACGGAGCUUACAGCUCCUCACUGCCUAUCGCUUUGAGCCAUAG
Molecule: messenger RNA, 240 nt
Organism: Trichoderma harzianum CBS 226.95
Lineage: Eukaryota; Fungi; Ascomycota; Sordariomycetes; Hypocreales; Hypocreaceae
Exons: 1
Coding region: 1-240 (79 amino acids)
Source: RefSeq, a predicted model, not a curated record